This is a messenger RNA of Penicillium oxalicum, 1833 nucleotides long. RefSeq lists its product as uncharacterized. Gene Ontology annotation, biological process: basic amino acid transport; transmembrane transport. NCBI's taxonomy places the organism in Eukaryota, Fungi, Ascomycota, Eurotiomycetes, Eurotiales, Aspergillaceae. The coding region runs from base 1 to 1833 and encodes 610 amino acids. Gene Ontology annotation, cellular component: fungal-type vacuole membrane. The record is from RefSeq and is a predicted model, not a curated record. The transcript is spliced from 3 exons. Gene Ontology annotation, molecular function: basic amino acid transmembrane transporter activity.
AUGAUUCUCAUCUAUAAGAAGAUCAAAAAGCACAAUCAAAGGAAGAAGCUGAAGCUGGAUAAGGAAUACACAGACAGGAUCGGUCAUGAUGAUGCAGCCCAAACUUCGACGCCACCAAGCAUUUCCACUUCUCCCCAGCGCCAGGAGUCCCAUGAGAGACCUGCUCCAUCACUGGAUGAAGCAACUCGGAAAAAGCAACGUCGAGUUUACAGAUGGAAGAUCAUAAUCGGUCUUUUUGCACCCUUUUGCCUCGAGUGUCUCGACACGACGAUCAUCGCAUCGGCACUUCCCUAUAUCGCUCAAGAUUUUGACCAGGUCGGCCAGCUAAAUUGGAUCAUCUCGGUCUUCAACCUUACCUCGGCGGCCUUUCUGUUCUUCUGGGCACAGCUGACGGAUCUGUUUGGCCGGCACAAUACUCUUCAAGCGGCUAUCGCGGUCAUGCUCAUCGGGUCUGCCAUUUGUACUGGCGCCCCCACAUCAACCUUCAGCGUCCUCCUACUCGGACGUGCCCUGCAGGGAGUCGGAGCUGGCGGAGUCAACAUUUCGGUCCGGGCGAUCUUGGCAGAUCGGGUCGAUCUGUCAGAAUAUGCCGUGAACUGGACCGUGUUCGCUCUGAUAUCCGGCAUCGGAUAUAGUGUUGGUCCAGUGAUCGGCGGAUACCUGACGACUACCUCAUGGCGAUGGUGUUUCGCCAUAAAUUUGCCUGUCGGUGUCAUUGCGAUGGUCUUGGUUGUGAUUGUCCUCCGCAAAGAGCUCUUAGGACCGCAAAAGCUGCCCGAGCUUGAAGGUCGGGACAUGUCCACUGCUCCUCGUCGAUUCGUGACUCGUCUUUGCACCAUUGAUUACGGUGGUCAGUUGCUCUUUCUCUGGGGAUUUGGCCUACUUAUCCUUGCCCUGACUUGGGCCGGUGGUAAUUAUGCCUGGGGCUCGCCGGCUGUCCUGGCUCCGUUGAUUAUUGGAGCCACCUUGGCUUCUGCCUGGAUCAUCUAUGAGCGAUCGAUGGUCCCUGGAUCUGCGCUAGCUCGUUUAUUCCCGAGACAACGGGCGAUGGUACCAUGGGAUCUGCUCAUUCAAAAGGACAUGGGUCUGUUGUUUUUGGUGAAUGUGUCGAUCGGUAUUUCUAUGUUUGCAGUCAUGUAUUUCAUGAAUCUGUAUUUCGCCCUCGUGGAGAAACGAAGCUCAAGCAGUGCCGGUGUAUCUCUACUCUAUUUCCUUCCCGGUCUUGCAGCUGGAGCAUACAUGGCCAUGUUCUCGUCAAAUGUCUGGCCACGCCAGACCCUCCCCGCGCUGAUACUGGGGAGCAUCACCUCCGCAGUAGGUAUCACAGUGCUUGCGUGGGCCAUCCACGCCGCCCAAACCAACACCAUCUACGCGAUGAUGGCCCUAGUGGGCCACGGUGUUGGGAUGCGCAUGAAUCCCGCCUCCCUGCACGGAUUAGCGUACUUCCCUCAAUUAACGGCUCAAAUCUCGUGUCUGGUCUCCUUUGCUAUCCCCUUUGGUGGGCUGGUCGGGCUCACAAUCAUGUCGACGGUGUUCACUAAUAAGAGUGGUUUGGAUCAAGCCGACGCCCGGCAGGGGGUUGUUUGGGCAUUCAUCUCGAUGAUGCCUCCAAUGUGGCUCUCGGUCCUAUUGACUACUUUACUCGGAAAUGUCUGGCUUCGCAAGGAGGGUGGCCAUGAGGUGGUUGAUGGGGUGUAUCUUUGGAAUUGCAUUGCGAGAAAACCACUGACUCGGGAAAAGAGAGAGCGAGAGUCGGAACAGGAGUUGAUUCAGCGUUAUGGUGCCGAUCCAGUGAGAGAUGAGGAACGUUGCGAUAAUCACACGAGAGUAUAG